Nothoprocta perdicaria is the source of this 2638-nucleotide messenger RNA. It is a transcript of the gene PRR5L, whose product is annotated as proline rich 5 like. Lineage: Eukaryota; Metazoa; Chordata; Aves; Tinamiformes; Tinamidae. Gene Ontology annotation, biological process: TORC2 signaling. The record is from RefSeq and is a predicted model, not a curated record. The transcript is spliced from 10 exons. The coding region runs from base 1 to 1176 and encodes 391 amino acids. Gene Ontology annotation, cellular component: TORC2 complex.
AUGGCGGGCAAGAUUGACACUUGGACCUUCACGAGAAGAGGCUUUCUGCUGGCCUGCUCCAGUCAGUCUGACUCUGUGACUGGAAAGUUCACCCUGGCUCCAUCCUUUGCUCUCCAGUUGUACAAGAUGGGCUCCUUCAGGAGGCCCAGACCUCGUUUCAUGAGCUCCCCAGUGCUCAGCGACUUGCCGCGUUUCCAAGCGACCCGUCAGGCUUUGCAGCUGAGCUCCAAUUCUGCGUGGAACAGUGUUCAAACAGCAGUGAUAAAUGUGUUCAAAGGGGGAGGCUUGCAGAACAAUGAACUUUACAYGCUCAAUGAAAAUAUCAGGCGGCUGCUGAAGAGUGAGCUCGGAUCCUUCAUCACAGAUUAUUUCCAGAACCAACUCCUUGCGAAGGGCUUGCUGUUUAUAGAGGAGAAGGUUAAGCUGUGUGAAGGUGAGGAUCGCAUUGAUAUCCUGUCUGAAAUUUGGGAUCAGUACUUCACAGAAACCCUUCCCACACUCCAGGCAAUAUUUUAUCCAGUUCAGGGUCAGGAGUUGACAAUCCGUCAGAUUGCUCUUCUUGGYUUCAGAGACUUGGUCUUGUUAAAAGUGAAAUUGGAAGAGAUCCUACCUCUGCUUCAGACAAAGCUCCCAGCUUCCAUUGUCCAAAUGCUAUUAAUUCUGCAGAGUGUYCAUGAGCCUACUGGCCCCAGUGAGGGCUAUCUGCAGCUGGAAGAACUGGUCAAACAGGUGGUAUCGCCCUACUUGGGCUUGUGUGAGGACCAGAGCUUCCCUGGAAGCUCCUGCUUACUUGAGAGACGGUACUCCAGAUUGCGUCCUAAGCCUGGUAUUCUGAAUUAUUCCUCUCAAAUGGUGACGAGUCGGCAGCCCAGCGAGAUGGCUCUGACACCGCUGACAGAGCAGGAGGGUGAGGCUUACCUGGAAAAAUGCGGUAGCAUUCGGCGCCACACAGUUGCCAAUGCUCACUCUGAUAUUCAGCUCCUGGCAAUGGCCUCCAUGAUGCACACAGGAAUGGUCAUUGAAGARUCAGACAGUAACGAGAAGUGCCUUCUCCUGCAGGCCAGUUUCAGCCACAGGCAGUGCUCCAGUGAGCCCAGCAUUGCUGACGGGCCAGAAGCAGUCAUGGCAGCAGGUAGACAGGACGCUGCAGAGCUGAACUGCACCUCCGUCAGCUAGAAGAAGUCUUGCUGAAGAGACAAGAACUGUGUGCACUAAGCUGGAGAAAUUAUCCUGUCAUGUCCCCUGGGGAAAGAGGAGAAUAUGAUCUUGGCUCACGUCAUUGAAAUGUUUGGGUGGGGUGUCUUAGGUCUCUUUGGAAAUGCUCUGUAGAUUUAUGUUUCCUGACUUCAGUCAUUGUUGAUGGAGGUACUGGACUGCUCCUAGACAAGCACUGAGGACUACAAAGGUUUCAUUGCUGAACAYUGCAGUCUGUCUUCUGCAAACUGUCUUCCUGUACUGGCCCAAAUCUUUAGGCCUCCAUUUCCCUUCUGUUUCUUUGGUAUGAUACAAAUUGGCCUCAUUGUGCUUUUGUGCAUCUUUCCCAAAACUGCACUGCUUGCUUGCUCUGCGCUUCUGUAGCGGAGUGCAGUGUUUAGCAGACUGCUUUAGCACCUUCUGUCUGCCUCUGGCACUAGGAUGGCAGUGGCUGCAUUUUUGAAGUUGAACUCAGGCGUAAACCCUGCAUCUUACAGAAAAAUCUGUUCCAAUACCUUGUGAGAGAAGGAAACCCUUUUCUUCGCCUCCCCUGAGCACAAGUAAAAAGUCCAAAUCUCAACAAAGCUGAACUGAACGGGAUAUAUGUGGAGGCCCAAAUGAGUACUGUAUAUGUAUUUUGUUUGGUUCCAGUGGUAUCUUUAGGAGUAGUAAAAUAGGUGCAAAGGCAGGAGAGAGUGUGGGCAAAAUAUUGAGCAUUUUGGCAUUUAUCAUCAAUUUUCCCUCCAAAGUUUAGUUGGGCUGCCUGAAACGAUAUAUCUAAAUGGAUUCCUUCAAAAGGGAAAUUCUUWACAGAGUCUGCACUUCUGUGUGAGGAAGACAUAAAAGUGCUUGUCAAGACUGGACCAUCGUGAUUGCAGGGCACAAGCUGACAGAAGGAUUUCAUCCUUGGGCCUUUCUGUUACCUCCUGGACUUGUGGAUUUUGUGAGACCAAAGAUAACCAGCUAUAUGUAGAAAGGUAUCUUGUCUUUCCAGCAUACCCAUGAARUACUUCUGGCCUUCAGUGGUGUUUGAUUCAGUGCAGUAUUUCUUUAGAGACAGCCCAAGAGCUAUUUGCAGUCUUUGUUUUAGUUUCAAAGAUCAAAAGUGGGCCCAGUUCUCAUGAACUGCAAGUGUGCCUGUGUCAGGCACCGCAGUCCUCUUUACAGCAUUGCUUCGUACUCAAACACUGCUUCUGUUGGAACACAACCAAUCUGUUUGAGCAGACCCCUGGGAUGCCCUGCUGGUGUCUAGCUAAGCAGAUUUGCAAGUGUAAUUACAGGCUUAGAGGUGAACUGAAUUGCUGCCCUAAAUGUCAAAUCCCAUUAAAAAUGUGGCUAUGACACCACGGCCACUAGAAUCCUGUCCCUGUGGUACUGACUAUAAAUAAAUCUAUCUUGACAGGGAAAACAGAAGACUAGAUGAGCCCUACAGGGGCUUUUUUUU